Molecule: messenger RNA, 1259 nt
Organism: Thalassophryne amazonica
Lineage: Eukaryota; Metazoa; Chordata; Actinopteri; Batrachoidiformes; Batrachoididae
Product: zinc finger and SCAN domain-containing protein 2-like
Exons: 2
Biological process (GO): regulation of transcription by RNA polymerase II
Molecular function (GO): DNA-binding transcription factor activity; RNA polymerase II cis-regulatory region sequence-specific DNA binding
Source: RefSeq, a predicted model, not a curated record
UAGACGUGUGUGGUUUCCUGCCAGCUUCCGUGGCUAAAGCUAGUUAGCUGGAGACUCUGGAAACUCUUCUUGGAGGAGAUUAAACUUCACUCUGUGAGCCACGAAGAUGCUUGUUGACGAGCCCCAGAAGCACAAAGGUCGACAUUAAACCGCAAGAAGAAGAAGGAUAGGCCCAACAGCUGAGAAGGUUGUUGUAACAGUGGCUAAACUGCUGCCAAUGCCGAGAUAUUUGAGUUACGUUGCAGGGCAGCAAGAAGAAACGAGUGAUUAGAGAAGAGAAGACACUAGUCAACGUGCUGGAUGCUAAUUUCAAGCCUGAAGUUCGCUGAUGCAGAGCAGACAUGCGGCAGUUGUUGGUGAGUAAAGAAGAAAUUCUCCCUGAAGCCCAGGAAUGGAAUCUGAGUGUUGACCAGGAGCACGUUAAAGAACAAGAGAAACUGUGGAUAAGUCAACAAGGAGAGCAACUUCAGGAGCUGGGGGAGGCAGAUCUCACUGUGUUCCCUUUCACUGCCAUCGCUGUGAAGAGUGAAAAUGAUGAUGAGAAACCAGAGUCAUCACAGCUUCGCCAAAGCCGAAGUGAUGACAGCACAGAGGCUGAGCCUGUAGCCAGCAGCUCAUCUGUACACAGAACACUGACAGCAGACGCUGAUGUAGAGGAUGAUGGAGGACCACAUCCAGCCAGCAACUCAGGUCCAAACUGUCAUUUAGAACCACAUACCAGUGGUUGGAGUUCAGAGAGUUCUGGAAAUGAGACUGAUGACAGUUAUGACUGGAAACAGACCAAAGAAUGCUGUUCAGGUUUUAGCUGUCCAAUAAACACCAAUAUGGUUAGUUCAAGCAACUGCAACAUUGUUAAGAAGUACUCUAAUUGUUCUAAAAAUGGAAAAGUAUGUGGUCACAUGAACAACUUAGAGCAACACAAGGGGAGUCAGACAAAUGUAAAGCCAUUUAACCAUCCUAAUCGGGGUAAAAGACUCAGACAAAAAAGCUCUCUGAACAGACACAUGAUAAUUCAUACGGGACAAAAACCUUUUGACUGUUCUCAAUGUGGUAAACGAUUUGGACAGAAGAGCAAUCUGACAAAACACAUGAUAAUUCAUACGGGACAAAAACCAUUUGGCUGUUCUGAGUGUGUUCAAAAAUUUGGGCGGAAGAGCACUCUGAACAGACAUAUGAGAAUUCAUACAGGACAAAAACCAUUUGACUGUUCUCAGUGUGGCAAACGUUUUGUACAGAAGAGUGAUAUGAUGAAACACAUG